CGGUGAGAGAGGCUUCACUUUGUAGAUUAGUGCCUGUGGAUAGUGUAACUACUGCGCGCUGGAAAGACACUUCUUCAAUGCAAUCGGGAUUACAGCCAGGCAGAGAGCAGAAAACACCUCUUUCCUAAACACACUGGACAACCAUUUUUAUGACUCGUCUCCCAGAUGCCGCCACCUUGGUAGCCGGGACACGCGUGGGCCACCAUGGAGGGCGGGCGGCUACUCACCUGCUGCCUCUCCCUCCCCUGCUUCUUGCUUCUCAUCGGCUCCAACAUCUCGGCUUUCCUGAGGGCAGAGGAGCAACUGCUGAUCCCGCAGCGAUGUGGCAAGAAGGAGCACCCCUUGGUCCUCUUUAGAGAUCUGAGUCCAUGGGUGUCGAACUUCAGCUUUCCAGGAGUGUCCGACUACUCUCAACUGGCCAUUGAUCUCAGCAGGAAUCAACUGUUAGUCGGUGCCAGAAACUACCUCUUCCAACUCACCCUGGACAAUGUCUCUCUUAUACAGGCGAUGGAAUGGGGUCCAGAAGAAGACACCAAGAAGGCUUGUCAGAGCAAAGGGAAGACCGAGGAGGAAUGUCAGAAUUAUAUUCGAGUACUACUGAUUAACGGGAAGAAAAUAUUCGCCUGCGGAACCAAUGCCUUCUCUCCAACCUGCACAAACCGACAGCUGGGAAACCUGAGCGUGACCUUCGACAAGUUCAACGGCGUGGCGAGAUGCCCCUACGAUCCCAAACACAAUUCCACCGCGGUGAUCACCUCACGGGGGGAGCUGUACGCGGCCACUGUCAUCGACUUCUCCGGUCGAGACCCUGCCAUCUACCGCAGCCUGGGCAAUGGGCCUCCGCUCCGAACCGCACAAUACAACUCCAAAUGGCUGAAUGAACCCAACUUCAUCUCGGCCUACGACAUCGGCCUGUUCAUCUACUUCUUCUUCCGUGAGAACGCGGUGGAGCACGACUGCGGCAAGACGGUGUACUCGCGGGUGGGGCGGGUGUGCAAGAGCGAUAUCGGCGGCCGCUUUCUGCUGGAGGACACGUGGACAACCUUCAUGAAGGCCAGGCUGAACUGCUCGCGCUCCGGAGAGGUGCCCUUCUACUACAACGAGCUGCAGGGCACCUUCUACCUCCCUGAGCAGGACCUCCUCUACGCCAUCUUCACAACCAACGUGAAUAGCAUCGCGGCCUCUGCAAUCUGUGCCUACAAUCUCAGCGCCAUCACCCAGACCUUCAACGGUCCCUUCCGAUAUCAGGAGAACCCUCGGUCAGCUUGGCUGCCUGUGAGGAACCCCAUUCCCAACUUCCAGUGCGGCUCUAUGGGUGACAAUGGACCCAACGAGAACCUGACGGAACGCAGCCUACAGGACGCCCAGCGGUUCUUCCUGAUGAACGAUGCGGUGCAGCCCGUCUCCGUGGACCCGCUGGUGACCCACGACAACAUGCGCUUCUCAAAGCUGGUGGUGGACAUCGUGCAAGGCCGGGACACUCUCUACCACGUGAUCUACAUUGGUACAGAGCAUGGCACCAUUCUGAAAACCCUCUCUCCGGAGAACAAGAGCCUGGGCAGCUGCUACCUGGAGGAGCUUCAGCUGCUGCCUCCUGGGCAACGGGAACCCAUCCGCAACCUGCAGAUCCUGCACAGCGACCGCUCCUUGUUCGUGGGCUUCGACGGGCGGGUGCUGAAGAUCCCUCUGGAGCGAUGCUUCUUGUACAAAUCCGAAAUAUCUUGUCUUGGGGCCAGGGAUCCGUACUGCGGCUGGGAUCUGAGACAGAAGAAAUGUACCACCAUCGAGGAUAGCUCCAACAUGAGUCUCUGGAGCCAGAACAUCACCGACUGCCCGAUAAGAAACCUCACGGUGGACGGUGAGUUUGGGUCUUGGUCUCCAUGGCAACUAUGCGAGGAGUCCACGAGGUCGUGCGUGUGCCGCUCCAGGUCAUGUGACAGCCCUGCCCCGGAGUGCGGAGGUCAUGAGUGUGAGGGGUCAAGGAUCGAAGUGGCAAACUGCUCAAGGAACGGCGGCUGGACUUUCUGGGCUUCCUGGGCUCCGUGCAGCACCACGUGUGGGAUUGGGUUCCAGGUUCGCCAGCGUUCCUGCAGCAAUCCCACUCCUCGCUACGGAGGGAGAGUGUGUGUCGGACAAAGCAGGGAGGAGCGGUUCUGCAACGAGAACACAGCGUGUCCGUCGCCAGUGUUCUGGUCGAGUUGGGGCCCGUGGACCAAGUGCAGUGCCGACUGCAGUGGAGGGAUGCACAUGAGGCAAAGGAGCUGCCAGAACGGGAACACAUGCCCCGGUUGUACGACGGAGCACCGGGCCUGCAACGUGGAUCCGUGCCAGGAGGUACGCAGGAACACGCCGUGGACGCCGUGGAUGCCGGUGAACAUCAGCCAGAGCGGAGCGCGGCACGAGCAGCGCUUCCGCUUCACCUGCCGGGCGCCCCUCGCCGACCCACACGACCUCCAGAUUGGCAAGAAGCGGGUGGACAACCGCUACUGUCCCGCUGACGGCAGCUCGGCCUGCACCACCGACCAUCUGGUGGAUGACCUGGUGAAGUUCAACCACCAAGUCCCCCGGAGGGUCGGCGGUGGCUGGUCGACGUGGACGCCCUGGUCCCCUUGCUCCCGUGAAUGCGAGACCGGCUUCCACUCCAGGAAGAGAAGCUGCUCCAACCCGGAGCCGACGAACGGCGGCCUGCCCUGCCUGGGAUCCCCCGUUGAGUAUGAGAACUGCAAUCAGCAGCUAUGUCCAGUGAAUGGAGCUUGGUCCUGUUGGUCACCUUGGUCGCGGUGUUCUGCCACAUGUGGCGGUGGGCACUACCAGCGUACGCGGACCUGCACCAAUCCAGUGCCGGCCAACUCCGGCGACAUCUGCAUCGGUCUACACUUGGAGGAAGCUCUCUGCAACACCCAGCCUUGUGAAGGUGGCUGGUCAGUGUGGACGGAGUGGAGCGUGUGCGAUGAGGAGAACGCCCAGUUCCGCAGCCGCCACUGCGAGGUGUCCAACCCAGGGGCGGUGCAGUGUGUUGGCAACAGCACCCAGCUCCGGACCUGCCUCUACAACGAAAUCCCAGUGAUUCAACCAGCGAUCGGGGGUGACUCCAAUUGUGGCCGUUUCAGCAUCUACCACCUGGUUGCCACAGGUGUGUCUACCUUCCUGGGCACCAGCCUGCUCACCCUGCUCAUCUACGUGUACUACCAGCGAUGCUACAGGCAAUCUCAGGAGUCGACAGUCAUUCACCCCAGCACCCCCAACCACCUCAACUACAAGGGCAGCACUCAGGCGAACAAGAAUGAGCUCUACAAUCCGAUGGAAAUCAAGACGCUGAACAAGAACAAUUUGAUUCCUGACGACAGAAGCAACUAUUUCUCCUCCCUACAACAGACAAAUGUGUACACCACUACGUAUUAUCCUACGAGCCUGAAUAAGUAUGACUACAAGCCUGAUUCUUCACCCGGAAGAACCUACACCUAACUACCUACAGGUAACUCCCACGGAGAUGGUGCUUCGAAUUGAACCCAGGAAGGACCUCUGCAAGCAAACCAUAAUCAUCGCAACGCACAUACGCAUCAUAGCAUCAGCCAAUCACGGAUCAAAUUUUCUUGAGGUCCUUCGUUGAAGAUUUGCACUCCUUCAAGAUCCACAGUCCAGAACCCUCGAAACUUGCUUAAGACUUCUGAGAAAACCAGGACUUUAAGGAGCAAUGGAUUUAAAAACAAAUAUAUAUAUAUAUAUAUAGACUCACGGACGACGAGAUAUAAUUCGUUUCUGACAGGAAAUGGCCAAACUCAGCUGGGAAAAUGGCCGCCACGAUUGCCGAACUAUACAAAGGGUUGCCGCGGCAACACGUCACCCCUCUCGCUCUCUCUAUGAAACUGUAGAAUUGCUGAAGAUUUUCUCUCCGAGAUUAAUUGGUAUAUCAGAAAGUGGAACUUUGAGAAUGUAACUGUAGAACGAGAACGUGGAAAUAGUCCCAACAAACCGAGACCAGGGGGGGGGGGGGGGGGGGGGGGGGGGGGAAAUGACAUUAUUUUUUUUAAUUAAUCGAAAAGUUUCUUUUUUCGCUUUCCCCCUUUCCAGUGUUUCUUUUCAGUUGGACGUUCUGGGGAGACUAACAGUAGCAACAAAAGAAAACAUAGUCUUACAUAGAGUUUACUGUUUAGAAGUGGGGGGGGUGGGUUAGCCACAAAAGAUCCAAACCAGUGUUUAUGUUAUCAGUGUCCUCUGCAUUUCACCCCCUCCAUUGGUAGGACAACCAGGACGUUCCUUGUUUUUACUCUGACCCCGUUGCUUGUAACGUGUCCCCUCCCCCCCCCCCCCUCUCAUUCCUUCCCUUUCCUCAUCCUCCUUUGACAUCGAGUAAAAAUGUGAAAUGCUUUUCUUUUUUUGGUAGGGAAGUCAGUUGAUUAAUGACCACCCUGUAAAAUGUGAUGGGUUUGGCUUUUGAGAGGCAGGAAAGAGAAGGGUUAACAUUCAGAAGGACAAAGCCAACAUUUGUUUUGUUUUUUUGUUGAUCAGGGACUUCCAGCAAAUCAAUUUAUACCAUCGGAAAUUAAUUGGAUGGAAUUCUUGUGAGAUAUUUAAAGCAACUGUAUUUUUUUUCUGUUGUACAAUUGAUGGAUCAAACAUGCUUUUUACAAAGAACA
Molecule: messenger RNA, 4637 nt
Organism: Amblyraja radiata (thorny skate)
Lineage: Eukaryota; Metazoa; Chordata; Chondrichthyes; Rajiformes; Rajidae
Gene: sema5ba
Product: sema domain, seven thrombospondin repeats (type 1 and type 1-like), transmembrane domain (TM) and short cytoplasmic domain, (semaphorin) 5Ba
Exons: 22
Coding region: 205-3465 (1086 amino acids)
Biological process (GO): neural crest cell migration; positive regulation of cell migration; axon guidance
Cellular component (GO): plasma membrane
Molecular function (GO): semaphorin receptor binding; chemorepellent activity
Source: RefSeq, a predicted model, not a curated record